Molecule: messenger RNA, 522 nt
Organism: Fonsecaea monophora
Lineage: Eukaryota; Fungi; Ascomycota; Eurotiomycetes; Chaetothyriales; Herpotrichiellaceae
Product: glycine cleavage system H protein
Exons: 3
Coding region: 1-522 (173 amino acids)
Biological process (GO): glycine decarboxylation via glycine cleavage system; protein lipoylation
Cellular component (GO): mitochondrion; cytoplasm; glycine cleavage complex
Source: RefSeq, a predicted model, not a curated record
AUGGUUUCCCCUACCCUAGGUCGGCUCAUGCCGGCAGUCUCGAAAUUAGUCACGAAAGGAGUGGUCGUCCCGCGGUCAUCAGUCAAGUCUCACCUAGGUCGAUCGACCUACCUUUCUACCAGAUCAUUUUCUGCGAGACCUGCCCUAUGCGUGAAGAAAUACACUGAAGAUCAUGAGUGGAUAGAGCUCGACAGCGACGGCAAGACAGGAACCAUAGGCAUCACCGAGUACGCAGCUAAGGCCCUGGGAGAUGUCGUCUAUGUUGAGCUUCCCGAACUCGGCAUGGAAGUGACCAAAGGCGACACGAUCGGCGCAGUCGAGUCCGUCAAGUCUGCCUCCGACAUCAUGACGCCUGUGUCGGGCAAGAUUUCCGAUCAUAACAAGGUGCUGGAAGAGAAGCCAGGAACGAUCAACAAAAGCCCCGAGUCUGAGGGUUGGCUGGCGAAGAUUGAAGUGAGUGACCUGAAUGAGCUCGACAAUCUCAUGAGCAAAGAGGACUACGAUAAAUUUGAGAAAGAAUAA